Molecule: messenger RNA, 2337 nt
Organism: Babjeviella inositovora NRRL Y-12698
Lineage: Eukaryota; Fungi; Ascomycota; Pichiomycetes; Serinales
Gene: SKN2
Product: Skn2p
Exons: 1
Coding region: 117-2042 (641 amino acids)
Biological process (GO): fungal-type cell wall organization; (1->6)-beta-D-glucan biosynthetic process
Cellular component (GO): endoplasmic reticulum membrane; plasma membrane
Molecular function (GO): glucosidase activity
Source: RefSeq, a predicted model, not a curated record
CAUCCAACCUUCACACGUAGCACCAUUCGCUCCUCCUACUCACCUUCCUAGCCUUUUGAAGAAGAAAAAAAACCACUCUUUAGCCAGGUCUUUCUUAACAUCCUUUAUUUUUAGUCAUGGCCAGAAACUUGACACACCAGCAGGAUCCAUUUUCUCCCGAACCCCUCAACCCGUUUGAGGGCAGCGACGAGGACACCUCUGCGUCCUACUCGGACGAAUCGCCAAACUACGAAAGCAGAGACUCACGGACCAACCUUCUAGAGCGUGACGGGCCUGAAAUCCAGAACAACAAUAUACUCUCGCCUCCUGGGUUUGACCGCUACCCGACGGUUGCACUUCUCUCAGCUGGGCCAUCCUCGUCGUCGCUCGCCUCGAGCUACCUCCACCCGAAUAAAAAGUACAGCUACGCGAACUACUCGUCGGGUCAAGGUAGCCGCUUGGGCUCGAGCAACGUCUCGACCGAUUCCCGCUCCGACUCCACCCACUUCCAAGAAGAUGUGGAUUUCCUGCCAUUCGGGGGGUUUCCGGCUUCUCUGUUCCCUUUGCACAUCGAUGAGAAGGAGGACGAUGAUUACUUGCAUAACCCCGACCCAAUUGCGGAUGCGGAGUACGAAAAUAACCGGUUCAAGUACGACAUGAAGCAUUUGGACCGUCGGUCCGGAAUGGGCCUCGCGGGGAUUAUCCUCUUGGCCUUGGGGAUGUUGACGGUGUUUGUGGUGUAUCCGAUCUUGACCUACUCGGGCGUGACAAGCCCAGGGCAUGUGACACCUUACGAAGUGCUCACCCUGUAUGAAUAUCCAACUUUGUCUGCCGUCAGGACCAGCCUUGUGGACCCAGACACUCCUGCGGAGUACAAGACGAGAACGUCGCGCGAGGGAGAAGAAUGGCAAUUGGUGUUUUCAGAUGAAUUCAAUGCUGAGGGACGUACCUUCUACGAGGGCGACGACCAGUUUUGGUAUGCUCCAGAUUUCAAUUACGCCGCGACCAAGGAUUUGGAAUGGUAUGACCCAGACGCCGUCACCACCGCCAACGGGACGGUACAGCUCCGCAUGGAUGCAUUCAAAAACCACGACUUGUACUACCGCUCCGGGAUGCUCCAUUCGUGGAACAAGAUGUGCUUUACGCAGGGGAUCAUGGAGGUUUCGAUCAGAUUGCCGAACUUUGGUAACGUCACGGGAUUAUGGCCCGGUGCGUGGUCCAUGGGGAACCUCGGGCGUCCGGGGUACAUGGCAACCACCGAAGGGGUCUGGCCAUACACCUACGAAGCCUGCGACGCGGGUAUCACCGCCAACCAAUCGUCUCCGGACGGGAUUUCCUACUUGCCAGGGCAGAAAUUGAACUCUUGCACGUGCAAGGGCAGCGACCACCCGAACAGGGGCGUGGGCAGAGGGGCCCCGGAGAUUGAUAUCAUCGAAGGGGAGGUGGACACUACUUUGGGUGUCGGUGUGGCGUCGCAGUCGAUGCAGAUCGCCCCGAUGGAUAUCUGGUACAUUCCAGAUUAUAACUUUGUCGAGGUGCGCAAUGCUUCCGUUACGUGCAUGAACUCCUACUGUGGUGGGCCGUUCCAGCAGGCGGUGUCGGCUGUAUCCACCUUGAAUACCUCGUGGUAUGAGAUGGGUGACACCGAGCACAACUUCCAGAACUAUGCGUACGAGUACUUGAAUGACAACAACGAUGGGUACGUGACGUGGUACGUGGGGGACGACGAGACGUUCACCGUCAAGGCGUACGCGUUGGCGCCAAACGGAAACGUCGACUGGCGCCGAAUCUCCAAGGAGCCAAUGUCGAUGAUCUUGAACUUGGGUAUUUCCAACAACUGGGCAUAUAUCGAUUGGGCCGCCAUUGACUUUCCCGUGACGAUGGAGAUUGACUACGUCAGAAUCUACCAGCCAGCCGGGAACAUCUCCUUGACCUGUGACCCAGAGGACUAUCCGACGUACGACUACAUCCAGGACCAUCUCAAUGCGUACGAAGAUUACAAUAUCACCUCGUGGGAGGACGCCGGGUAUUCGUUCCCGAAGAAUAGGCUCACCGGGUGCUAAACCAGGAUUGAAAAAGAGGCUUUUCACUGCAUUAUGGGUAUACAUAAAUCCUAUAGUUUUGCAUUUAUUUUAUGUAGGCGUGGCGAUAUAGACACCCUUAGAUUUAACGGUCAAGAAAUUAUACUUAUUUUCCAUCCGAAUAGGCUAUGAAGUCAUAUCCGUUAUAAUGCUUUUACCAAACCUUUGAUUUACUGCCAUUUUCACCUCUUCAUAGCCCUUGUACACAAACCUAGAGGACGGACAGAAUAGAUUUUCGGGUUAAUUUUCUCAACCUGUAAUUAGAAUGAAUAGUUAA